Arabis nemorensis is the source of this 345-nucleotide messenger RNA. The record is from the annotation of a GenBank genome assembly. NCBI's taxonomy places the organism in Eukaryota, Viridiplantae, Streptophyta, Magnoliopsida, Brassicales, Brassicaceae.
AUGGAGAAAUCCAGCCUUUCUUUCCGCGUUUUUGGAGACUGUGAAGAACGUGUUGGUGACGGUGUUAGUUGCUAUUUCAAGUUGAACACCGUUAGGGUUGUUCUCCGUGCUCUCCAACCGGAACAGCUUGCAUUAAUUCGACCAGCUUUUGGGGGACUGGUUGAGCUUGAUUCUCGGCUUACCUUUUCCCGGAAGCUCGCUCAAUUUUUGCUCUCUAGACAAUUAGUUGUUGGUAAAAACCAUGACAUAUGGGUUGUCUUUUGUGGUAAACCUAUAAGGUUUAGCCUUAAAAAGUUUGUAAUAGUGAUUGAUCUUAGGUAUAGCUCGCGAUUUUGUUUGCUAUGA